This is a messenger RNA of Myxozyma melibiosi, 998 nucleotides long. Its product is annotated as Quinolinate phosphoribosyl transferase. Gene Ontology annotation, biological process: NAD+ biosynthetic process; quinolinate catabolic process. The transcript is spliced from 3 exons. Gene Ontology annotation, cellular component: cytoplasm. The record is from RefSeq and is a predicted model, not a curated record. Bases 41 to 934 code for a protein of 297 amino acids. Gene Ontology annotation, molecular function: nicotinate-nucleotide diphosphorylase (carboxylating) activity. Lineage: Eukaryota; Fungi; Ascomycota; Lipomycetes; Lipomycetales; Lipomycetaceae.
CUCUCCCCGUUGUCCACCACCACCACCACCAACAACAACAAUGGCCUCAAACCUCCAGUUCAAGAACUUGCUUCCCGCAUCAGGCGAAUGGAAGAACGAUAUUAGGCGGUUUCUGUCAGAGGACGUGCCUGCGUUUGAUAUCGGCGGGUUCGUUGUUGGCGAUGAGGAGAAAUCUGCGACUCUGAAUUGCAAGCAAUCCGGCGUACUAGCUGGCGUUCCGUUCGCGCAAGAACUAGCUGAUCAGUGCGGAGUGCAGAUUACAUGGCUGAUCAGCGAGGGCACGUACAUUGACACGACGGCGACGGGCAAGACGCCUGUUGCGAAAGUGGUGGGGCCAGUUAAUCGGCUGCUCUUAUUUGAGCGUACGGCGUUGAAUAUCCUGGCGCGGGCGAGCGGGAUUGCUACCAAAUCGCGACGGAUAAUCACGCUUGCUCGCGAGGCAGGGUACCCCGGCAUCAUUGCCGGCACACGCAAGACCACGCCUGGCUUCCGCCGGAUAGAGAAAUACGCGAUGCUGGUAGGCGGCGUGGACACGCACCGCUACGAUCUCUCGUCGAUGGUGAUGCUCAAGGACAACCACGUCUGGGCGACGGGCUCGAUCACAAAGGCCGUGCACGCCGCGCGGUCGGCGUGCGGGUUCGCGACAAAGAUCGAGGUCGAGUGUCAGAGCGAGGAGGAGGCGGACGAGGCGAUCGCUGCGGGCGCGGAUGUUAUCAUGCUUGAUAAUUUCACGGGCGAGGGUAUCGCGGUCGCGGCGGAGAGCAUAAAGACGCGGUGGGCGGGCAAGGGGAAGGCGUUCUUGCUGGAGUGCUCGGGAGGGCUUAAGGAGGAGAAUAUCAGGAGUUAUCUGACAAACUCGAUCGAUAUCUACAGUACGAGUAGCGUGCACCAGGGCACGGGGGUCAUUGACUUCAACAUGAAGAUAGACCAUUGAGGUUGUUUAGAGAUGUGAAAGAUAACAAGUGCUCAUUACUACAGAAAAGUUUCUAAUCCAAACA